Alosa sapidissima (American shad) is the source of this 5697-nucleotide messenger RNA. It is a transcript of the gene madd, whose product is annotated as MAP-kinase activating death domain. The transcript has 40 exons. Gene Ontology annotation, molecular function: guanyl-nucleotide exchange factor activity. Gene Ontology annotation, cellular component: cytosol. Bases 456 to 5540 code for a protein of 1694 amino acids. The record is from RefSeq and is a predicted model, not a curated record. NCBI's taxonomy places the organism in Eukaryota, Metazoa, Chordata, Actinopteri, Clupeiformes, Clupeidae. Gene Ontology annotation, biological process: regulation of apoptotic process; regulation of Rab protein signal transduction.
GUAAUGCGGAACUCCGUCCGUGCGCUCACAGAGGGUUUGGGAUGGAAACGAAUGUUGUUGUCAGCCGUCAAAUGCGACAUUAGUGGUAAAGAAGACGGCAACGAGCGGAUGUUAUUGGGUGUCACCCUAUGUGUAGAUUGUAUUUCACUGUGAAAUGAAAAUGUCACUGAUAAUGUCAAAAGAGAAGAUCUAAUUUCUGCCAAUUGCCUUCCUCUUUACCUGCGGGGGUCAACGGAGUAGCUUGGUAAUAGUGCUAGCUUGUCAGAGGAGAGAGCCUGCCAAACAGCUUGCAUCUUGAGGAAGUCCCGCCCGUUUCCAGCACGCUGCCCCAGGGCACCAUGAUUAGGGGCGACCCAGCUGUCCCACGUCAUUCCUAGCUCAGCUCCAGCUCCUGAUUGGACACCAUCUCUGUUGCGCCCCGGUUGCCAUGACUUAGAGAAGGUUCCGGAUCAAAGAUGGAGAAAAAGAAGAUGUGCCCCCGCCUGCUGGACUACCUGGUGGUAGUCGGAGCCAGGCAGCCCUGCAGUGACAGCGUGGCUCAGACACCCCAGUUGCUGCGGCGCUACCCUCUGGAGGACCACCCGGAAUUCCCGCUGCCGCCGGACGUGGUGUUCUUCUGCCAGCCCGAGGGCUGCCUGAGCAUUCGCCAGCGCCGCGUCAGUCUCCGUGACGACGCCUCCUUCGUCUUCACCCUCACCGACAAGGACUCGGGCGUCACGCGCUAUGGCAUCUGCGUCAACUUCUACCGCUCGUUCCAGCGUGGACACCACAGACCCCGGACAGAGGCCAGAGGAGACAAGGCUGCCCCGACGACAGAAAUGGGGGUGGAGGCCACGGAGAAGACGGAGCUGUCCUCUGCCGACGAGACUGUGCCGGACUCCGUGGCCCCUCCGGCUGAGACGGGCCCCGCCAAGUCGCCCCGGCCGAAGCGCGGGGGUCGUGUGGCCCCCCGCAUUCGCAACAGCAGCCUGACGUCGCUCUGCAUCCUCAGCCACUACCCCUUCUUCUCCACCUUCCGCGAGUGUCUCUACAUCCUCAAGCGCAUGGUGGACUGCUGCAGCCAGAGGCUCAACCAGCGCGCCGGCCUGCCCAAGGGCACACAGAGGGACACCAUGUGGCGCAUGUUCACGGGCGCUCUGUCCUCGGAGGAGAAGGAGAAAGGCAGCCCUCCGCUGGCGGAUCUGCGAGAGAUCGAGUCGUGGGUGUACCGGCUGCUGCGCUCGCCCGUGCCCGUGGCCGGCCAGCGGCGCGUGGACGUGGAGGUGCUGCCGCACGAGCUCCAGCCGGCGCUCACCUUCGCCCUGCCCGACUCCUCGCGCUUCUGCAUGGUGGACUUCCCCCUGCACCUGCCUCUGGAGCUGCUGGGGGUGGACGCCUGUCUGAUGGUGCUCAGCUGCAUCCUGCUCGAGCACAAGGUGGUCCUUCAGUCCCGGGACUACAACGCUCUGUCCAUGAGCGUGAUGGCGUUCGUGGCCAUGAUCUACCCUCUGGAGUACAUGUUCCCCGUCAUUCCUCUGCUGCCCACGUGUAUGGCCUCCGCAGAGCAGCUCCUUCUUGCCCCCACCCCCUACAUCAUUGGCGUUCCAGCCUCUUUCUUCCUGUACAAGGCCGAGUUCAGGAUGCCAGACGACGUGUGGCUGGUUGAUCUCGACUGCAACAGGGUCAUCAGACCCAGCAAUGCGGAGAUCCUUCCCCCUCUCCCUGAGCCCGAGUCGACUGAGCUCAAGAAACACCUAAAGCAGUUCCUGCAGUGUCUGGUUAGGUUGACUGCCAUCACCCAAAAGCAGAUCUUCGCCUCCGACUCCAAGGCGCUGGCCAGCAUGAGUCUCAACACGCAGCCCAUCCUCAACUUCGAGAAGUUCCAGGAGGGCCAGGAGCUGCCGUUGCUCCCGCCCAGUCGGGACAAGGCCUCGCCGUCCUCUACCGAGUUCAACCCCCUCAUCUACGGCAACGACGUCGACUCUGUGGACGUGGCCACCAGGGUUGCCAUGGUGAGGUUCUUCAACUCGCCGAACGUCCUGCAGGGGUUCCAGAUGCACACGCGCACGCUGCGCCUCUUCCCUCGGCCCGUGGUGGCCUUCCAGGCUACCUCCUUCCUGGCCUCCCGACCGCGCCGCUCCGGGUUCGCCGACAAGCUCUCGCACACGCAGGCCGUGGAGUACUACGGGGAGUGGGCCCUCAACCCCACCAACCUGGCCUUCCAGAGGAUCCACAACAAUGUGUUUGAUCCCUCUCUGAUUGGAGACAAGCCCAAGUGGUACGCGCACCAGCUGCAGCCGGUCUUCUACCGCGUGUACGAUGGCUCGUCUCAGCUGGCUGAGGCCAUCAGCGGCCCACUCGAGGAAGAGGCCAACGACUCGGACCCUACCGAUGACAGUGGCAGUGACAGUGAAGGCUAUGAUGACUCCAGUUCAUCCUACUCCUCCCUGGGGGACUUUGUGAAUGAGAUGAUCAAAGGGGACAUUUCGGGAGACACUCCAAAUGUGGAUCCGCUGGGGCACGCAGCGCUGGGGGAUGCCAGUGAGGUGGAGUUCCACGACUUCCAGGAGUACAAGGAGGGGGAGGAGGCCACGGAGACCGCGGUCGAGGCGGAGGUCGAGGGCGAGGGGGAGGGUCCAGCGGAGGCAUCAGAGGGCCAGCCGCUGCGCUCUAGCUCCAGCACCACGGCCAGCUCCAGCCCCAGCACCAUCAUCCAGGGGGUCAACCACGAGCAGCCUGAGCCUGCUGAGAUGGAGGCAUCUGCUAGCGUCGCCCUCAAGAACGCUGUCCCAGGAUUGGCUGGCCAGCCUUUCUCCCGCCCCAGCCCUGAGCCCACCUCUUCAGACCCGGCCAAUAAGAAGAAGGAGUAUGAUAACCCUUACUUUGAGCCUCAGUAUGGCUUCCCUGCGGAGGAUGAUGCAGACAGCGAGGAGCAGGAGGAGAGCUACACCCCGCGCUUUAGCCAGAACCUCAACGGAAACAAGCCACAGCGCCCCCUACGGCCCAGCAGUCUCAAGCUCCCAGGGGAGUCGGACGGUGAGGGAGACUCCCGCAACAGCUCGCCCAACUCAACCAUCUCCAACAACAGCGGCGAUGGAUUUGGAGGCCUCAUGUCAUUUGCCAGUAACCUGUACAAGAACCACGGCACCAGCUUCAGUCUGUCCAACCUGGCUCUGCCCAACAAGGCCGCCAGGGAGAAGGCCACACCCUUCCCCAGUCUCAAAGUAUUUGGGCUAAAUUCUCUAAUGGAGAUUAUAACAGAGGUCGGCCCGGGGAGCGGAGAAGGGGCCCGUGGUCCCAGAGCUCUGGUGGACCAGAAGUCGUCGGUCAUCAAGCACAGCCCUACUGUAAAGAGAGAGUCCCCCUCCCCUCAGGGGAAGGCCAACAACACCAGCGAGAACCAGCAGUUCCUGAAGGAGGUUGUCCAGAGCGUGCUGGAAGGGCAGGGCGUAGGAUGGCUCAACAUGAAGAAGGUGCGCCGCCUACUGGAGAACGAACAGCUGCGUGGCUUUGUGCUCAGCAAGCUCAACCGCGCCGUCCAAUUAGAAGAGGACGCGCGACAGGAGGUCAUCAGGGACGUGGAGGUGAACAGGAAGGUGUACAAGGGCAUGCUGGACCUGCUGAAGUGUACGGUGUCCAGUUUGGAACACUCGUACACCAACGCAGGCCUGGGGGGCAUGGCCAGCGUCUUCAGCCUGCUGGAGAUAGCACGCACCCACUACCAAACCAAAGAGGCCGAGAAGCGGAAGCGCAGCCCCAUGGAGGGCGCCAGCAGCCCGGGCAGCAAGGAGAGCCCAUCGGGCCGCAUGGAGAGCGCCCGGGCCGCCGGCGUACUGCUGGUUCCCCGGCUCCAGCUCCACCCGCCUUCCGCCACAACCGGAAAGGGCGCACGGCAAUUCGAUACCCGCAGUCUGAACGAGGAGAAUUUUAUUGCGUCCAUUGAAUUGUGGAGCAGGCACCAGGAUAACAGAAAGCAAAAUGCUUUGGAAAAGGAACAGAGAGCGGAGGGGGCCAAGCAGCGCGCCGAGGGCAAGGCAGGAGACACAGAGGAGAAGAAGUCCCAAAUCAGCGCUGACAGUGGCCUGAGUGUCACCUCGGGCUCACAGAGGAGCGAUACGGAGUCUGUGGCCAGCUCUGAACCUCCAGCGCUGACCCGCAGCACCAGUCAGGACUCUGAGGCCAGCACAGUGGUGAGCAACAGCUCAGGUGAGACCCUGGGAGCGGAUAGCGACCUGAGCAGCACAGCAGGGGACGGCCUGGGCAGACAGGCGCCUCACCUGACCCUCUCCAGGGGCACCCUGUCCGACAGCGAGAUAGAGACCAACCCCGCCACCAGCUCUGUGUUUGGGAAGACCCACCAGCUGAAGCCUGGGAAGAGGGAGCCGAAGGGGGUCAUGUCCAAAGGAGCACCACCGCCACCUCUGGAGGAUGUCAGCAUGAGGAUCUACCUGUGUGAGGGCCUGCUGGGGCGUGACAAGAGCUCCAUGUGGGACCAGCUGGAGGAUGCUGCCAUGGAGACCUUCUCCUUGAGCAAAGAGCGCUCCACUCUGUGGGACCAGAUGCAGUUCUGGGAGGACGCCUUCCUGGACGCCGUGAUGCUGGAGCGGGAGGGCAUGGGCAUGGACCAGGGCCCGCAUGAGAUGAUCGACAGGUACCUGUCCCUGGGUGACCACGACCGAAAGCGGCUGGAGGAUGAUGAGGAUCGGCUCUUAGCCACACUACUGCACAACAUGAUCGCCUACAUGCUCAUGAUGAAGGUAAGCAAGGCUGAUAUUCGGAAGAAGGUGAGACGUCUGAUGGGCAAGUCUCACAUUGGCCUGACGUACAGCCAGGAGAUCAACGACAUCCUGGACCGCCUCAAUAACCUGAACGGCCGUGAGCUACCCAUCAGGCCGAGCGGCAGCCGACACAUUAAGAAGCAGACGUUUGUGGUGCAUGCUGGGACAGACACCACAGGGGACAUCUUCUUCAUGGAGGUGUGUGACGACUGCAUCGUGCUGCGCAGCAACAUUGGUACGGUGUACGAGCGCUGGUGGUACGAGAAGCUCAUCAACAUGACCUACUGUCCCAAGACCAAGGUGCUGUGUCUCUGGCGACGCAACGGCCAAGAAACCCAGCUCAAUAAGUUCUACACUAAGAAGUGUCGUGAGCUGUACUACUGUGUGAAGGACAGCAUGGAGCGGGCAGCUGCACGUCAGCAGAGCAUCAAACCAGGUCCAGAGCUUGGGGGCGAGUUCCCCGUGCAGGACAUGAAGACCGGCGAGGGCGGCCUGCUGCAGGUCACUCUGGAGGGUAUCAACCUUAAGUUCAUGCACAGCCAGGAGCGGAAGGUUUUCAUAGAGCUGAAUCACAUUAAAAAGUGCAAUACUGUGAAGGGAGUCUUUGUCCUGGAGGAAUUUGUUCCUGAAACUAAAGAAGUGGUGAUCCACAAGUACAAGACGCCCAUGGCACACCAGAUCUGUUACUCCGUCCUCUGUCUCUUCUCCUACGUGGCGGCGGUGAAGGGGAAGGAGGCUGAGGGCAAGCCCAAGCUGCUGUCUCCACGGCCUCUGGCCAGCUAGCUAGUCUAAACUUCUCUCCUGUUCCAUCUCGUCCCAUUCCAGGCACGUACACACACGCACGCGAACACACGCACACACACGCACACGCACACACACACACACACACACACGCGCACACACACGCACGCGAACACACACACACGCACGCACGCGAACA